Molecule: messenger RNA, 1053 nt
Organism: Vicia villosa (hairy vetch)
Lineage: Eukaryota; Viridiplantae; Streptophyta; Magnoliopsida; Fabales; Fabaceae
Exons: 6
Coding region: 80-895 (271 amino acids)
Biological process (GO): protein retention in ER lumen
Cellular component (GO): membrane
Molecular function (GO): ER lumen protein retrieval receptor activity
Source: RefSeq, a predicted model, not a curated record
UCUCAAUAUCAAUAAUAUAUAAUAUAUACCAUUGUGUAAUACCCCUAAUUUUGGUUGGUGAAUAUUUUGGGGUGAGAAAAUGGGAUCAAAGAGGGAUUUGGGAGUGAGUAUUUUGAGUGGAUGGUUGAGUAGAAGAUCAAUGAAAGUGAAGAUUUUUUUGGGGAUAUUGCUUGCUUUUUGUGGUGUGGUGAUUCUAAGGUAUACUAUCACAGAUCCUCAUUUUUUCUACAUAGCCUCUGGAACUGUUCAUAUUGCUGGUCUUGUUGUUCUUGUAUACAAGCUCUUUGUUAAUAAGACAUGUUCUGGUUUAUCCCUCAAGUUCCAAGAGGUCAAUGCUUUAUUCCUAGCAACAAGAUUAGGCUGCAGCUUCUACAUGGAAGCAGACUACCGCACUGUGCUCGAUCUAUUGUACUUCUUGUUAACAUUAAUGGUUGUUUGGUUGAUGAGAUUCAGGCUCAAAUCAACCUAUAUCAAAGAGUUUGACACAAUGUGGAUAUCCUUUUUGGUGGUGCCUUCCGCAAUUCUAGCAGUACUAGUGAAUCCAUAUACACCUCAUGUAUGGAUUUCUCGAGUUGUUUUCGCGUUCACUAUGUAUGUCGAAACUGUUUCAGUUCUUCCUCAAAUUCGUUACAUGCAAAAUGCAAAGAUGGUUGAAACAUUCACGGGAUAUUAUGUAUUUGCUCUUGGUAUUUCAAGAUUCUUUGCACUAGCUUAUUGGAUUAUUCACGUUUAUGAAACUAGAGGUAGAUAUCUAUUUUUCUUUGGCUAUGGCUAUUUCUGGAUGGUGGUUCUUCAAGUAUUGGAGUUGGUUCAAUCUUUCAUCUUGGCAGAUUUUUGUUACUAUUACAUCAAGAGCGUCAUGCAAGGUCAACUUUUGAGGAAGAUGCCUGUUUAAUUUGUCUUUGAUUUAGUUAUAGAAUAUAUUGUUGAGCAAAGAGUUUGCAACAUGUAACUUAGUGUAUUCUAUUAUACUGUAUGGUGUUGCAAUGGAUUUUCCAAUAAAUGCACAAAUACUACAUUGCAUGAAUGAUGUGCAUAUUAUUUUUGAACCAA